UUUUAGCCUGAACACCUGAACACAGAGGAAGAGACAGAGCCAUUUUUCUGUCUUGUUUUUAUGGAGCCAUGAGGGUCACGGCCAUCAGAAUUCCAGCCAAUCAGGCGCCGGGACCCACGUGGGGCUUCUGGCCCCGGCUCCACACCUGGACUGGGUUGGAAUCCCCGCAGCUGGUACCAUGGUGACGAGGGCGGCUUCUGAUUGGUCGGCUCGGUGGGACAUUGAUACUUUCCCAACGAGAGACUCGAUGGUGAUUUAAAGCUAAACCCGAGCAGGCUGGAUGAUUCCCGCCAUGUCCGAACCGCGGCAGCCCAAAUGCUCCCGGUGCCGGCACCACGGCUUCAUCAUCCGGAAGAAGGGCCACAGCAGGUGCUGCCCGUUCUCCGGCUGUGAGUGCUGGAAGUGCGGCCUGAUCACCCGGCGGACCCAGGUCAAUGCGCUCCAGCGGAACCUGAGCAGAACCCGAGAUCGGCCCCGGAACCCGAAGCCGAGGGCCGAUCGCAGGGCGGCGGGAGACCCCGCUGCUGCCGCCGGGACCCGGGAUCCGGACGGUUUGGGUCCAGAUGUCCGGAACCAGCGGCCGGACCCGCGAGGAGAACCCGGUUCCGGUCCGGACGGCAGAGAUGUUCCGACCUGUCUUCCUCCUCCUCCUCUUCCUCAGCUCCUCUCCCCCCUCUCGUCCCGCUCCUCCUUGGCUCCGCCCCCUGACCUCCUGCUCCACCUGCCGUUCCUACCUGCGCUCCCCGCCGGCCUGUAUGACGACCUCUGCAGGCCGUUGAUGAUCCCGCACUUCCUGUCAUACCCCGCCCCGCCAGCAGAGGACUGCAGGCUGGUCUUCCUCCCGCUCCACCCUGCUCCUGAAGCGCCCCCUGCAGGCUGCGGGUCCAACAGCAGAGCCUGAAGGACCGGCGGAUUCUGGUCGUCGCUUCCUGUUCCAGUUCCAGUUCAAACUUCUUGUUGUCACUGUUUGGUUCAGAGGGGGUUAAACUGAAAGUUUGUUACCUUAAAUUAAAUGCAGAGCUGUGGCUCAUGACCUGGAUCCGCUCUGUUUGGUUCUCAGCUGCAGGUUUCUGGCUCACAGAACCGAAUCUGGGCCGGAGACGCUGUUAGUCCUGCUGGAAUUCAUGUGUUACUGCAUAGAACCAUGUCCUGGUUCUGGAUGGUUCUGAUCAGUGGUCCAGAACCUCUGAGGCCUCAUUUAGGUCCUGUGAGGAGGAAAAAAAUCUGAAGUUUUAGUUUUAAUGAUUUGAUGCAUAAAUGACGUCAAACUUGAUGAAUCAGAUGGACAAAGUUCUGACAUCUGACCCGGUUCCCAGGUGUUUCAUGGGUCCGUCCAGCAGGGGGCGCAGUAGCACAGUGUUCCAUUCAUUCUGCACUUCCCAACUGGACCUGCAGAGCCUCUGGUUCUGGCCCGGUCCAUCAGAGAACAUCUAGCAUCUAUUUCUGUGUUUUUAUGUAAUAAAAUUUAAGAUGUAAACCCGA
This is a messenger RNA of Gambusia affinis (western mosquitofish), 1482 nucleotides long. Its product is annotated as doublesex- and mab-3-related transcription factor C2-like. The record is from RefSeq and is a predicted model, not a curated record. Gene Ontology annotation, molecular function: RNA polymerase II cis-regulatory region sequence-specific DNA binding; DNA-binding transcription factor activity, RNA polymerase II-specific. Gene Ontology annotation, biological process: sex differentiation; regulation of transcription by RNA polymerase II. NCBI's taxonomy places the organism in Eukaryota, Metazoa, Chordata, Actinopteri, Cyprinodontiformes, Poeciliidae. The coding region runs from base 281 to 901 and encodes 206 amino acids. Gene Ontology annotation, cellular component: nucleus. The transcript is spliced from 4 exons.